Messenger RNA from Clavispora lusitaniae ATCC 42720, 1344 nucleotides. RefSeq names its product Utr2p (gene UTR2). Lineage: Eukaryota; Fungi; Ascomycota; Pichiomycetes; Serinales; Metschnikowiaceae. Gene Ontology annotation, cellular component: cell wall. Gene Ontology annotation, biological process: carbohydrate metabolic process; cell wall organization. The record is from RefSeq and is a predicted model, not a curated record. Gene Ontology annotation, molecular function: hydrolase activity, hydrolyzing O-glycosyl compounds.
AUGAAAUACGGCUUUUUGCUUUUUCUAUUUGGCCUUUUCUCGGUCGCCAGUGCCAUCCGAUGCAAUCUGACCAACUCUUGUCCAGAAGAUUCGCCAUGUUGCAACCAAUACGGUGAAUGUGGCACAGGUGCCUAUUGUUUGGGCGGCUGUGACAUCAGAUACUCCUACAACAUCAGUGCAUGCAUGCCGAUGCCACGGAUGUCCAGUUUCGAAGAGAAUUUCAAAGACAUUUCUGUAAUCGGCAAACAAGAAGAAUACUUGGGUAACGCCAGUGAAUAUGACUGGGUGUACACGGGAUACAUCGACUCGUAUGACGAUGCGCUCUUGUUGCAGAUGCCUAAUCAGUCUACAGGUACUGUUGUGUCGUCCACAAAAUAUCUCUGGUACGGCCGGAUCGGAGCCACCCUCAAAUCCUCGAGAGACCGAGGCGUCAUCACUGCUUUCAUUACAUUCUCAGAUGUCCAGGACGAAAUCGAUUUCGAGUUUCUUGGUUACAACUUGACCGCUCCGCAAAACAACUACUACGCGCAAGGUAUUUUGAACUAUACCAAUGCCCGGAACUCGUCUACCUCCGACACUUUUGAGAACUGGCACUACUACGAAAUUGACUGGAAAGAAGAAGAAUUGCUGUGGUAUGUGGACGGUGAAAAAGUCCGGACAGUGAAAAAGGAAGACACCUGGAACACCACUACCGAAGAGUACAACUAUCCACAAACGCCGUCGCGGAUCCAGCUUUCGUUGUGGCCCGGUGGUUCCAACUUGAACGCCUUGGGUACUAUUGAAUGGGCCGGUGGUGCGAUCAACUGGGACUCGGAAGACAUUCAGAAGUAUGGCUACUACUACGCAUAUUUCAAGAAUCUUACUGUCGAGGCAUACGAUCUUCCCGACUUUGUCCAGCACCGCUCAAACACCAGCAUCUCCAAAUAUCACGCCUUUUUGUAUAACUCCACCAAGGGUUUCGAAGAAAACAUCUUCCUCACAGAUAGGAAAACAUGGUUGGGCAGCGGCGACGCUACCGGAUUUGACCCACAAAACGAGGAAGAAGAUAAGGUGGAAACAACGAAAAUCGUCAGCCUGUCAGGAUCGCAUGUUGUGACCAAAACAACUGUGAAAACCAAAAACACUUCUGGCGUCACCGUCAAGGUUCCAACAGCCUUGUCUUCCACUACAACCACAGAAGAAUGGACCGGAGGCUUUGUCCAAAACUCAAAGAGCACUAGUGCCGCAGGAAACUCGUCUGGCUCGGGUAAAAGCAGCUCAGGCGCCAUGAGAGGUUACACUGCUGGAAGCAUAGUUGCGGGCGCAAUUGCGGCAGGCGUGGGAAUGUUCGUCUUUGCGUUGUAA